AUGGAGGCUACAGAAGCAGGAGAUAUCAGUCUUCUGUACGGGUGUAUACAAGACUACCCAAAAUUUUUGGAUAGUAUAGAUGAGAUCCCUUUUGUUAAUACUCCUUUACACAUCGCUGCCUCAGCUGGACAUGCCCAUUUCGCUUUAGAAAUGAUGAGAUUAAUGCCAUCAUUUGGUAAGAAGGUGAACCCACAAGGGCUAACCCCCUUGGACUUGGCUUUGCAAAGUAGGGAAGGCCUAAGACCCUCGGACCCGACUUUGCAAAAAAUGAAAGAGCUAAGCCCGGAGGACCUGUAUUUGCCAAAUAUGAUCACUUUGAUUAUAAGCCGGCUCAUAAAUUUUGACAAGGAGCUCAUACGAGUCAAAGGAAGGGAAAGCUUCACUCCUUUGCACUACGUAGCUAAAAAAGGUGACAUUGAUCUUUUGGCUGAAUUUCUAUAUGCUUGUCCGAAAUCAAUAAUGGACCGGACAAUUCGAGAUGAGACUGCACCACACAUUGCCACGAAAAACUCAAAGCUACAAGCUUUUGAAGUACUGUUGGGAUGCCUUCGUAGGAUCCGAAAACAUCAUCAUGUGCUAGGCUAG
Molecule: messenger RNA, 585 nt
Organism: Camellia sinensis
Lineage: Eukaryota; Viridiplantae; Streptophyta; Magnoliopsida; Ericales; Theaceae
Source: RefSeq, a predicted model, not a curated record